Messenger RNA from Hansenula anomala, 555 nucleotides. It is a transcript of the gene MUM3, whose product is annotated as Mum3p. The transcript has a single exon. The annotation marks the transcript as partial. Gene Ontology annotation, cellular component: endomembrane system. Gene Ontology annotation, molecular function: acyltransferase activity. NCBI's taxonomy places the organism in Eukaryota, Fungi, Ascomycota, Saccharomycetes, Phaffomycetales, Wickerhamomycetaceae. The record is from RefSeq and is a predicted model, not a curated record.
GAAUUGAGUUUUUUCAACUGGAACUCUUUAUGGAAGGUACCAUCAAUCAAAACUAUUUACAAUUUUCUACAAAAUGAUGAGAAUUGGACAUUGGAUCUAUUAGUAUUAGAGAAUAGAUUAACAAGUUUCACCAAGAACUUUAGAAACAAUUGGAUUGUUCAUUUUCCAGAGGUUAAUAUCUUUACAGAAAGAAACUUGUAUUUACAAAAUCAGCAAGUGGAGAAAUUUUAUCUUCCAAAACUUGAUGAAUCAUUAUAUCCAAGAUUUAACAACUUCAACAAUCUUAUAAGCGUUGUCAACUCAAAUCAGAAUUCCCCUAUUCAAAACUUGAUUGAUUUAACCAUUUUAUACUACAAUCCUGUCAAAAACACAUUUACAAAUCCAAGUUUAUUUGAAAUAUUGACAUUGAAACAACCAUUCUUUAUAAUUAAUAUUGAUGUCAAGGUUAAACCUAUCAACAAAUUACCAACAAAGCAAAGAAAAUUGGAGAAAUGGCUUGAAAAUGAUUGGUGUGAGAAGGAUAAAACUAUAGAACUGAUGCAAAAACAAUUAAAG